This is a messenger RNA of Cinara cedri, 5724 nucleotides long. The record is from the annotation of a GenBank genome assembly. Lineage: Eukaryota; Metazoa; Arthropoda; Insecta; Hemiptera; Aphididae.
AUUAAAUGUAUCUAAUUUGAACCAAUUUUAUUAUGUUCGGAAUGUUUUUACAUAUUGUUACUGAGUACCUACCUAUAUAUAACAUGUAUUAUAUUCAGUUAUGAGACGUAAUCAUGAGAGUAAGUAUUGUGGACGAUUUAUUCAAUGAAGAGUUCAUAAGACAAAGUUUUUUUUCAUAUUCGAGACUAUUUCAUAGGUUAAGGUAUUUAUACAAUAUUAAGCAUAUUUGUAUUAAAUUAAAUUUUGCUUGGUAAGUAAGGAAAUAUUUUUUGAAUAACAGCAAUAGAUUUUUGAAAGUUAGUUAAGCAAUGAAUAGACAAACUGAGAAAUUAUAAUAUGAUUUCAGGAGCUGGGUUGGCAACAUAGAUAAAAAAUUGAACUGAAGCGUAAACGUAAACGUAAACGUAAACAAAAUUAAUUUCUAGGAGUUGUGUAGGCAACUUAUUAAAAUAGGAGAGUACAAUUACAGGAGUUAAAUAUGCAUCAAUAUAUACAAAUUUGGAAACCACUGGGCUUACUUAUCAAAUAUUGCUAGUGGAACCUAUAUAACCAUUUUUCUUUUAUCAUUGCCUGUUAUUAAAUCAUGGUGGAUUACAUCUUGAUAGAAUAAAUAAUAACUGAGAAGGUGAUAACAGGCUUAUUAUCUUUGUAUAAUUCGUACCUCAACUAUCAAGUUGGAGAGAGUAAACAAGGUGUAAGCAUAAAUUAUUAUUUUGCUUAACGUUUGGAUUAUUAUAAUAAUUGUAAUUUAGUUACAAGUUCUACCCUAUAAAAAUAAUGAGAGUGCCGAGUGGGUAUUGUGAUUUGCGUGUCGAGCAUAUUAAUGCCAAUAUUAUCGAUGCAUAUGUUAAACGUAAGUAUUCUUUUCGUUUGAAUUGUUGAUAUAUCAUGGUUUAUGGCAGACACUUGUGUCUGUUAAUAUACCCAAACACAGAUUCAAGACAAUUUUAAAUUUGCAAUUCUGGCCAUAGCUGCAAAAUUAAUUUUGUCAGGAGAGGAGAGUGGGUUAACAUGUGUUUUUUUUUUACCAAAUUGUUCUAUUCCUAAUUACGGGAGUCUCCUGUUUCUCAUAUAAAUUUACAGGCUAUGGGUCUAGUAAAACUAUUGAGUAUGAUUUAAAUAUUUGACUGGUCUAAAAUAUUUAAAUAUCUAAUUUAUAUUAUUAAUCACUGUUAGGUUAGAUCAACCUAAUUAUUGUUUUGACUGAAAUUGAAUAUAAAAUCAAUAUUUAAUAUUGUAAAUAUUUUUUUAUUAUUUACUUACCUAAUAAUAAAGAAUGUGUCAUAAAAUAAAAUUCAUUUAAAUAUUUAAAAAAUUAAAAUGUCCAUUUGUUGUUUGUCUCUACUCUCUAUGCAAAGAGCUUAGAAAAUGUGUUUUGCAAUGACUUAUUUCUUGAAUAGUGUAAUAUAUAUAUAUAUAUAUAUAUAUAUAUAUAUAUAGGUAUAAGUAUAGGUAUAUAUAGGUAUAUAUAGGUAUAUGUAUAUAUCUAUAUUUACUAUUUAUAAUGUGUAUUAUAAAUUGUUUAUAAUUAAGGUACAUAUUUUGCUGUUUAAUAGAUGGGUAUUCAUUAAUCGCUGUCAAUACUACAGUAAAUUGUUCACUACUAGGAGUCAGCAGCUCAAAUAAAAAAAAAAGAAAAAUUGCAGAAUGUAAUGAUGAAGUUAAAGUUAACGAAGAUAAAGACUGGAUACCAAUUCCUAAAUCAACAAAUGUUUGUAAUGUAUGCAAUUAGUAUUAUUAAUCAGUAUUAAUUAAUAUUAUAUUUGACCUAAUAGAAAUUAUUAAUUUCUUUUGUACACAAACAUAGGCAAAAAUUAGAUAUAUUAACCUAGACCAAACACAAUGUUUUGUUUUCUCUCCCUAGAAUUCAUUAUUUAAAAGAUACUAAUAGAUAUGCAGUAGUAUGAAAAAAUCAUACUACAAGAAUACAAGUGUUUUUAUUAUCAAAAAAAUUGUUAUGAACAAAAUUUUCAACUAUACAUAUCUAUGUAUAAAAAAUAUUUGAUAGUAAAUUAAUUACUAUGUAUUAUUGAUUAUUAUCAUAUAUUAACGUAUACUAUAUACAUUAUACAUAUAUACUAAUAAUUAAUAUUUAAUCGUCAAAACUACAUUAGUUAAAUUUUAUUUAUAAUGAUAUAGGUGAUAUAAAAUAAUACCAACUUUUUAAAUUUCUCCAAUAUUUUAGGUAAUGUUUUUUACAUUCCCUAAAACAUUCCCAUUUACUCACAGGUUAUCAAAACCACCUUGCUUUAUGGUGGCUAUAUUUUUUUUUCUUAAUGUGUAUUUUUAGUAAAAAUUUGUUGAAUACAUUUUGGCAUUAAGCUAAGCCCAUGCCAUAGUUAAGCAUUGGCCUAUGUACACAAAUAAUAUAAUAUAGUUUCAAUAUUAGUAAGUGCAGUAAUUUUAUUAACACCUUUAUAGAAUUUUACAACCGUAGCUACUUAAAUAUUUACAUAAUAUUUAUUAUUUAUUAAAAAUGAUUAAAAAGUGAAGCAUUUCAAAUUUGAAUAAAUAUACAAAUUUUUAGAUGGGCUAUUCGGGUCAAUUGAUUAUUUACUAAUAAAAAUCUGGGUUAUUAGCAAGCUUAUUACCUUGAUUCACCUAAUAUCAUUCAUUCACAUACAUUCAAUAAAUUAUCAUUUUAUAAUAAUAUAAAAACAACUGAUAAAUUCAUAAAAAAUUGCAUAAUAGUAUAAAUAGGGAGUAGGGGUCAACUAUUUGAUAAAGUAGGAAUAUAAUCAGAUAAAAGAAUUAACUACACAAAAGAACAAGUCCACUUUUAUCAAUUUUGAUUUUAUUAUAAUUUUGUACCUACUAAAGAAGAUGGAUAAACCCAUCUUGGUACUAAUGUUAAAUGGCUUUCGUUUUUAGUGAAAACCAAAUUAGAAUGAAAUUAUAUAAAUUUUUUUACUCAUUCACAUGUCGUACUAUUAAUUUAAAUUUUUUUAAUAAAAAGCCUAUGUUGUAGUAUUACAUAGGUUAUGUAAAAUGGCCCCUUUCUUCAAGCUCCUCAUUGUCCCCUCAAAGGUUACCAUUCCACAAAUCUCCCUAACCCAUAAUAUUGGAUCAUUCAAGUACAGUGAUUAUAAUGUUACAUGUCAGAUUAUAGGUAGCUCAAUUGGUAGUUGUCUGAUUUUCUGGACAAGAACUGUCUCAUCACAUAGUAAAGUUACAGUUAGUUUUAAUAUAUGUUUACAAAGAAUUAUAAAUAAUUUUUUCUUUGGAUAUUUCUUUGGUUUUACAUUGAUGUUUAUUAUUUUUUUAUUUGUGAAUUACUUUUCCACUAAAAAUCUUGCUCCAAUUUUCAUCUAUAGCAUCUUCUUUAAAAGGAAUUUUUCUGGGGUGAAAUUUUAAGGACAGUCAUUUUUUGAUUUUUCUAAUAGUUUUUCUAAUAAAUAGAAAAAUGGGAAAAUGUAUUAUUUUUAAAUUGUAAAAUUACAGCUUUUUAAAGUUCAGAAUUGGUUUUUGUUAACAACGAUUAAUGUUUGUGUACAUAUAUAUAUAUAUAUAUAUAUAUUAAAUUUCCCCUCUACCUUUCUAACUUUUCACCUACAACAAUAUCUAGUUAGUCUAGCGUAGCAAGUAUGGUUGUCGAUAAUAUUCUUAUUUAUGUAUAAUUUAUCUUAAUCUUUUAAUAAUCUUGAUAUAAAAACUUAAAAUCAAUAAAAUAAAACUAAAAUAUUAGUCUCAGUAAUUAUUUAACAUUAUUUAUUGUAAUACAACCCAAUAUCUUUAUUAAAUAUCUAAUUUACAUAUUGUUUUAAUCUUUUGUUAUUUAUUUAGCAUCAUAAUUUAAAAUUGACCAUAUUAAAUCGAUUAACAAUACAAAUAACAAAUAUUGGCCAACUUCAACAAACUGUAAGUAAAAUAUGUAUUUAAUUCAUAUGGGAUGAGCCCAAACAAGAUAUAAAUAAAUAUUAUUAAAAAUAUACCUAUUACUACUACUAUUAUUAUUGUUAUAAAAAAAUUAAAUAAUUUUUUAUUAUUUUAUUCUAGUUAAAUGCUCGAAAUUUCCCAAAAUAUAAUAUUCUUGCAGUUGAACCAUUAAAUGAUCAUCUUUUUCAGGUAAUAAAAUAAUAUUUUCAUUGAAACUAUAAAAAACAUAUUAUUAUAAACAAAAGCAUCAUUUAGACCAAUUUAUACCAGAUUCACAAAAAACAUAUAAAUAUUAAGGAAAAAGCAUUAAUAUGAAAAAACCACGAAAACUUAAUAAUUAAUAUAUUCCAAAAUUGUAUUUGUAUUUAACUAUAGAUAAGCCAAAACAAAUAUUAUCCUAAUUCAUUUUCAUAUACAGUUUAUCAAAAAAAAGCCUGGGUUAUUAGUAAUAAGUAAUAUAUGGUUGGUUAAUAAUAGGUUUAAGAGUUGGUAGUUAUCUUUUAUCAAUAUAUUAAUUAAUUUUAAUAUUUAUAUUCAAACAAAAAUAUAAAUUAUCUCUAUAAACCUUACCUUCAAUAAAAUUUAAUAUAUUUAUUUUUGUUUUUAAAUUAAUAGUAUUAAUGUUUAGAUGAUAUUAUGAUUUUGAUAAAUUUAUAAACUACAGAGUUUCAUUAUAGAGCUUAGAUUUUUUAUAUAAACAAACUUCUAAUCAAUUUUAUUGAAAUAUGAAUAGUAAAUACCUAUAAUAUAGAAAUAUUCUAUAUUUUCUGAAUUUAUUAUUUAUAUUACAUUUAUUUUUGUUUUUUAUAUUUAGAACUUGGUCACUUCACCAUCAGUUGACAUAAUCAUUUGUAAAGUAAAAACUAAAAUAACUCCAAAGGACUACUCAGUUGCAGUAGAUAAAAAUAUUCAUUUUGAAUUAUCUUAUGCACCAAUGUUAAUGGAUUCUGUUACUCGGCAAAAUACUUUAACAUUGGCGCAUAUGCUUCAUAUCAAAGGAAAAUCAAAAGUAAAAUACAUAUUACUUUAAGUUAAAAUUAAUUUGUUUACUAAUUACAUUUAUUUCAGAACAUAAUCCUUACAAGUGGAGCUAUAAAUAGAUUAGAUAUUCGUAAUCCAUAUGAUGCAAUGAAUUUGUAUCCUUUGAAUAAAAUAUUUGAAUAGCAACAAUAGUGUAAUUUUAUUAUCUAAAAUAAAAAUGAACUAUUUUAAUUGAUUAUAUUUAAUAAUUAUUUAUUAUAGUAUAAGAAACAUUAAAGUUUAGAAAUAUAUAUUUGAUUUGUAAUGCACAUUAAAACUUAAGAUUGAAUUUUUAUAAUACUAAAUUAUCUCUAUAAUUUAUGUGAAUUUUGUUACUUUAUUUUACUGAAAAACAAAAAAAACAAUAUAUUUAAUAUUAAUUUGGAUAAAUAUAACUUAACUAUAAAAUCAGAGGUUUUUUACUAGGUUUUUCCAGAAAGCAGACAAAAGAAUCAAUCACUGAUUGCUGUCACUCAGUUAUUUUAAAGAGCUGUAAAGUUGUAUAAAAUAAAUAACAUACAAAUAUGUUUAAUUUUGAUUAAAUAAAAUUAAUAAUUUUUUGGGUUUCAGAUGGUCGAAAAUUGGGAAAGUCAGCAAUAAAUUUGAUGCCAAUAAAAACAACAUCAUCUUAAGUCAUAGUUACUAAAAAUAUUUCAAAUAAUAUAUGUUGAUAAUGAGUUCAAUUUUAAUUAUAUAAAUAUGUUUAGUAUUUGUAUAAUUUAAUUGUUAAUUUAUUUAUUUAUCACCACUUUAAAAGACCUAUGGAAAUUUACAUUAUAUGUAGUACAAAAUUAAAAUAAUAACAAUAAUGAAAAAUAUAAAGUAUUU